AUGUACCCGUACAAAUCUGUUGAGAUUCGUCUCCAACUUCGCUGGAAAUUGUUGCUAUCGCUGUGCUGUUCUCGUUGCUGCUUCUACUGCGUAGGGCUGCUGGUUUGGCUGUCUCUGCACGUUGCUGGCUACUGCUGUUGCUCGCCUACUCUGUCCCUGCAAAAGAAUAAGAAGAGAACAGGGGAAGGAGAAAGGGGGAGAAACGGGGGGAAGAGAGGAAGAGAGGAAAGGGGGCGGCUGCCACCAGCACGUAGUGGCGAGUCUCGCCAAAGCCGCUGCUCUCCGUUGCUGAUGCUGCUGCCUUCGUCCCUGCCAAAAAAGAGAAAACAACGAGGUAUACGAGAGGAGGGAGGCAAGGAGGUAUCCGGUAAAGGGAGAGAGAAAAGGGGUCACCGGAUAAAGGGAAAGGGGGAGGAACGGAUGGAGAAAGAGGGGAAGAAGAGGGAAAGGGAGAGAAGAGCAAAACGAGAGGGAGAAGAGGAGAGAAGGAGGAGGGCAUCUGCCGGAAAAGGGAGAGAGAAGAGGGAGGCAGAGAGAGGGUGA
Solanum pennellii is the source of this 543-nucleotide messenger RNA. Its product is annotated as octapeptide-repeat protein T2-like. The coding region runs from base 1 to 543 and encodes 180 amino acids. The record is from RefSeq and is a predicted model, not a curated record. The transcript has a single exon. NCBI's taxonomy places the organism in Eukaryota, Viridiplantae, Streptophyta, Magnoliopsida, Solanales, Solanaceae.